Messenger RNA from Penicillium manginii, 1392 nucleotides. Its product is annotated as dual-specificity mitogen-activated protein kinase kinase. The transcript is spliced from 4 exons. Bases 1 to 1392 code for a protein of 463 amino acids. Gene Ontology annotation, biological process: protein phosphorylation. Gene Ontology annotation, molecular function: protein kinase activity; ATP binding. The record is from RefSeq and is a predicted model, not a curated record. Lineage: Eukaryota; Fungi; Ascomycota; Eurotiomycetes; Eurotiales; Aspergillaceae.
AUGGAAUCUCCGUCGAUGCCCCCCCAACUACAGCCCUUGCAACCCUCCCAACCAUCGCAACCUCAGCCCCAACUGCACCCGCAGCCCUCCCGCCCCGCCUUGCCCCGUCUGAAACUGGCCACCCCGAUGGGCAGUAGCCAGAGUGUUCCGCAGGAGUCUAAGCCCAAUGGAAAACCCUCCUUGCUCUCUCUUUCCACCUCUGGGCUGGGCGUGAAUGGCCAACCCCCGCUCGACCAGAAGGCCAGCGGCCCCACGUCCGCAAACUCCUCAUACUCGGCCCUCAACUUCGCCAUGGGCCUGCGGGAGCCGACCGGAGGCAACUCAGACCCCUCAUCCGCCAUCAGCUCGGUGUACUCCGAUGCCGAGGGCGCGGUACAGAUGAAGCGGGAGGCCAGCGUCAGCUCAUUACUCCCCGACCUGGAUAAAUUGAGUCUUGAAAAGGGCCGCCCGCUCGACGUGGAGGAUUUGGAUGAUGAGGGCUGGCAUGCCGCCAGCGAGCAGAACAAGAUCGUUGAACUGGGAAGUCUGGGUGAAGGUGCCGGUGGCGCUGUUACCCGCUGCAAACUCAAGGAGGGCAAGACCGUCUUUGCUUUGAAGAUCAUCACCACCGACCCCAACCCCGACGUCAAGAAACAGAUCGUUCGCGAGCUCAACUUCAACAAGGACUGCGCAUCCUCACACAUCUGCCGCUACUACGGUGCUUUCAUGGAUAAGACUUCGGGGACUAUCUCGAUUGCCAUGGAAUUCUGCGAAGGUGGAAGUCUCGAUAGCAUCUACAAGGAAGUGAAGAAGCUGGGAGGCCGAACCGGUGAAAAGGUCCUGGGCAAGGUUGCAGAGGGUGUUCUAAACGGUUUGACUUAUCUGCACAGCCGAAAGAUUAUCCAUCGUGACAUCAAACCUUCCAACAUCCUCCUCUGCCGCGACGGUCAAGUCAAGCUCUGCGAUUUCGGUGUCAGUGGCGAGUUCGGUACAAAGGGCGAUGCCAACACCUUUAUCGGUACAUCCUACUACAUGGCCCCCGAACGUAUCACGGGUCAAUCAUACACCAUCACCUCCGACGUCUGGUCCCUAGGCGUGUCUCUGCUGGAAGUUGCCCAGCACCGAUUCCCCUUCCCAGCCGACGGAACCGAGAUGCAACCCCGCGCCGGAUUAAUUGAUCUCCUCACAUACAUUGUUCGCCAGCCGAUUCCCAAGCUGAAGGAUGAGCCGGAUCACGGUAUUCGUUGGUCGGAUAAUUUCAAGUACUUCAUUGAAUGCUGUCUCGAAAAAGAGCCUCCUCGACGAGCAACCCCCUGGCGGAUGCUGGAUCAUCCGUGGGUGCAGGACAUGAAGAACAAGAAGGUCAACAUGGCGAACUUCGUGAAGCAAGUGUGGGACUGGAAAGAGGAAUAA